CGUUAAUCUCAUGAAAUGAAAUCAAAGGAAUGAAAAACUAAAUAAUCUAAUCGUAAGCUUCAGAAUCUCGUUUUCUCAGGGGCACAGUUCUCUCUAAGCUACAUUCUGGUACGAUUAGGGUUCCAUUUUGGGUAGUGUCCUCGCCGAUAGUUUUUCAUUGUUCACGAACCCAUCAAGGAAUAAAGCUAAAAUGUGAGAUGGACCGAACAAGAGCGAGGAGCCCCAUUUAUAUCAGACAAAGCAGCACAUCAAACAGCACAGACUCAUCUUCUCCUGCAAUGUCCCCUGCUUAUCGUCAUGUGCGUUCGGGAUCCACUGGUCUCCCUAACUUCAAGAGAUCACAGAACUAUGCUGCUAAAGCUGCAGCCCAAAGACUCAGGCAAGUCAUGGAUUAUCAACCAGCUGAAAGUGAUGGAGAAGAUGAUGACCUCUCCUUUGAUUUCAAUCUCUCGGCCCAGUCUGGAGGUAGUAUGGGUGUUUUGGCUGGAAGGGGAAUGCAAUCGCCAUCUCCUGUGUUAGGUCGGAACCAUGUAGAACAAGUUCCAGCCGCUCGCCCAACAAGUGCUGGUCGGCCGUCUAUAUCAGUUAAGCCACCAUCUCCAUUGGUACCAGUUAGCAGACCAUUGCUGAAACCACAAGCUCCUGUGCCGCCAUCGGAGACACCUUCAGCUAGAUGGGAGAAAAGGCAUUCGGUAGAUUUUGGAAAUAUGAUUUCAAAAACAACUGGCAAUCAGCAAGAGGCAUCUGCUCUCCAAGAUGAGCUUGACAUGGUGCAGGAAGAAAAUGAAAGUAUUCUUAACAAGCUUCGAAUUGCAGAGGAGAGGUGCGAGGCAGCAGAAGCCAGAGCCAGGCAGCUUGAGAAACAGGUUGCUACUCUUGCGGAAGGGGUAUCCCUAGAAGCUCGUUUGCUAAGCAGAAAGGAGGCAGCCUUGCAGCAAAGAGAGGCUGCUCUGAGGGCUCAAACACAAACAAAGAAUCCUAGAAAUGAAGAGAUUCAAAUGCUUAGACAGCAAGCAGCAGCUGCAAGAGAAGGGGCACUAUCUGUUGAAGAACAUAUGCAGGAAACCGAGUCUGAAGUGAAAUCUCUCUGUUUAAUGGCACAAAGAAUGAUUUUAAAUCAAGAAGAAAUGGAAGAGGUAGUCCUGAAAAGGUGUUGGCUUGCUCGGUAUUGGAGUCUAUCGGUUCGACAUGGCAUUCAUGCAGAUAUUGCCGGGCCAAAACAUGAGUAUUGGUCAUCACUGGCUCCUCUGCCUUUUGAAGUUGUCAUAGCUGCUGGACAGAGAGCUAAGGAUGAACCUUGGAAAGAUGAUGAUUUAGAGAGAAGGGCUGAAAUUUCUCGGGAUAUAAAUGAUCUUAUGGGGGAGGGAAACAUUGAGAACAUGCUUUUAGUGGAAAAGGGAAUGCGUGAACUUGCUUCUCUAAAGGUAGAGGAUGCUGUAGUACUUGCAACGAGUCAGCAUCGUCGUCCAAGCUUGGUUAGGGUUGGUCAAUCAAUCUCAGAUCAGAAGCUGCCUAUUGAUGGUCAGAAUCUUGUGGAAGCUUUUGAGCUGAGCCAAGAGGAAUAUGAAGAUGUCCUUUUUAAGCAGGCUUGGCUUACAUAUUUCUGGAAAAGAGCGAAGAACCAUGGUUUGGAGGAAGACAUUGCAGAUGAGCGGUUACAGUUCUGGAUCAGCCAUAGCACUCAGACCCCUACAUCUCAUGAUGUAGUAGAUGUGGAGCGAGGACUGAUCGAGUUGAGGAAACUAAGCAUUGAAACCCAGCUUUGGGAGGCAUCUCGCAAAGAUAUCAACCCAGAAUCUCCAAAUCUAAAGCAAAAUGGCUAGACCGAGUAAACUGUGCAUUUUAGUUGAAGAUUAUCAUUUUAUUGUUCUUUCUCUAAGUUCUUUUCCAUGAUGUCCAUCCCAUUCAUUCUAAUCUUAUAUUUAUUUUUUAUUUUUUGUUUGUUUAUCUAAAUAAGAGCCAUAUCUUAUGGCCAAGGCAGUGUCCCCCUGUUAAUCAUCAUUAACAAAGUUUACCCAGACGCGGUCAUGUGUACCUCGCCUACCAUCACAUUCCAAUGGUGGAAUUAUUCUUUGAUUAUUUUGAACAAUAUGAAUGUGCUAGUUCAUGUGUUAGUUGUUAGCUAAUGGCCGGGGGGUUGUAUGGUAUGAGACUAUUUAUUUCAUUUAUUUUUGUAUUAAGAAUGUCAAAAUACUUUUUAGCCAUUGGAUGUGAAAUUCAAUGUGACAAUAGGUCUA
Molecule: messenger RNA, 2237 nt
Organism: Amborella trichopoda
Lineage: Eukaryota; Viridiplantae; Streptophyta; Magnoliopsida; Amborellales; Amborellaceae
Product: coiled-coil domain-containing protein SCD2
Biological process (GO): cytokinesis by cell plate formation
Source: RefSeq, a predicted model, not a curated record